AUGGUGGGGCGCCUCUGCGCGAAGCUGUUGGACGACGGUGGUGGCGAAGAGGAAGAAGCCACGGCGAUGGGAUCCCGCAGUGCGGCGCAGCUGUCCCCGAAGAAGGUGCAGGCGUUGCUGCCCAACCUUGCGACGGCACAUAAUGUUGCCGAGGAGACCACGUCGGAGUCCGAAGCGGCUGCGCUCGGCUGGCGCGAGGACGCGGUGGGAACGCCCGUGGCGCGGUGCGGGGAAUCCGCGCGCGCCGACCCUGCCGUUCUCCGUGCUCUGCCUGCUGCUGCUGCUGCUGCCUCCCCCCUCUCCUCGAGGAAGUGGGCGUGGAAGAGGGCGCUUUGCACCUUUAGCAUGCGUGGUUCGUCCCCCUGGCCUCCUUGGCGGCCUCCCUGUGGAGGCGCCACGGCCAGGCGCGGCUUUGAAAACUCGCCUUCGCCCUCCCUCGCGCGAGAGCCAGGGCAUGCGUGCCACUUGUAG
Messenger RNA from Prorocentrum cordatum, 471 nucleotides. Lineage: Eukaryota; Dinophyceae; Prorocentrales; Prorocentraceae. The record is from the annotation of a GenBank genome assembly.